AUGGCCCAGUUCGUGUUCGAGAGCGACCUGCACUCGCUGCUGCAGCUGGACACCCCCAUCCCCAAUGCACCCCCGGCGCGCUGGCAGCGCAAGGCCAAGGAGGCCGGCGGGCCGGGCCCGUCGCCCAUGCGAGCCGCCAACCGCUCCCACAGCGCCGGCAGGACCCCGGGCCGGACGCCCGGCAAGUCGGGCAAGGGGGCGCCAAGGGCCCCCCCCACGCCCAGCAAGCCCGGCGGCGACCGCUACAUCCCCCUCCGCAGCGCCUCCCAGAUGGAGGUGGCCAGCUUCCUCCUGAGCAAGGAGAACCAGCAGGAGAACGACGAGACGCCCACCAGGAAGGAGCAUCAGAAGGCCUGGGCUCUGAACCUGAACGGUUUUGAUGUGGAGGAAGCCAAGAUCCUCCGACUGAGUGGAAAACCACAGAAUGCCCCAGAGGGUUACCAGAACAGAUUGAAAGUCCUCUACAGUCAGAAGAACACCCCAGGCUCCAGCCGCAAGACCUGCCGUUACAUCCCCUCCCUGCCAGACCGAAUCCUGGAUGCCCCAGAGAUACGGAAUGAUUACUACUUAAAUCUUUUGGACUGGAGUUCUGGGAACAUACUGGCUGUGGCCCUGGACAAUAGCGUAUACUUGUGGAAUGCGGGCUCUGGUGAUAUCCUGCAGCUGCUGCAAAUGGAACAACCUGGGGACUAUAUAUCUUCUGUGGCUUGGAUCAAAGAGGGCAACUACCUUGCCGUGGGCACUAGCAAUGCUGAGGUGCAGCUAUGGGAUGUGCAACAGCAGAAACGGCUUCGAAACAUGACCAGUCACUCUGCCCGAGUGGGCGCCCUGUGUUGGAAUAGCUAUAUUCUGUCCAGUGGUGCCCGCUCUGGUCAUAUCCAUCAUCAUGAUGUUCGUGUAGCAGAUCACCAUGUGGCUACACUGAGUGGCCAUAGCCAGGAAGUGUGUGGGCUGCGCUGGGCCCCAGAUGGACGACAUUUGGCCAGUGGUGGCAAUGAUAACUUGGUCAAUGUGUGGCCUAGUACUUCUGGAGAAGGUGGCUGGGUGCCCCUGCAGACAUUUACACAGCACCAAGGGGCUGUCAAGGCUGUAGCUUGGUGUCCCUGGCAACCUAGUAUCUUGGCAACUGGAGGAGGCACUAGUGAUCGACACAUUCGCAUCUGGAACGUCUGUUCAGGGGCCUGUUUGAGUGCUGUGGAUGCCCACUCCCAGGUGUGCUCCAUCCUCUGGUCUCCCCACUACAAGGAACUCAUCUCAGGCCAUGGUUUUGCCCAAAACCAGCUGGUUAUCUGGAAGUACCCAACUAUGGCCAGGGUCACUGAGCUCAAAGGUCAUACAGCCCGGGUACUUAACCUCACCAUGAGCCCUGAUGGGGUCACCGUAGCAUCAGCAGCAGCAGAUGAGACCUUGCGGCUCUGGCGUUGCUUUGAGUUGGAUCCUGCCCGCCGGCGGGAGCGGGAAAAGGCCAGUGCAACCAAAAGCAGCCUCAUCCACCAGGGCAUCCGUUGA
Suncus etruscus (white-toothed pygmy shrew) is the source of this 1509-nucleotide messenger RNA. It is a transcript of the gene CDC20, whose product is annotated as cell division cycle 20. Gene Ontology annotation, biological process: positive regulation of ubiquitin protein ligase activity; anaphase-promoting complex-dependent catabolic process; positive regulation of anaphase-promoting complex-dependent catabolic process. The record is from RefSeq and is a predicted model, not a curated record. Gene Ontology annotation, cellular component: anaphase-promoting complex. Lineage: Eukaryota; Metazoa; Chordata; Mammalia; Eulipotyphla; Soricidae. Gene Ontology annotation, molecular function: anaphase-promoting complex binding; protein binding; ubiquitin ligase activator activity.